AUGUUCGUCUCGCAGUUUGACGGCAGCGAUCCGGUGGCUGCGGUAAGGGCCCGGUGCCGCCUGGACGAGGAGUACGUCAGGGAUCGCAUAGGCGGCCUCAUAUCCAACGGACUGGCGGACUCUGACACGGCGCUCAGCGAGCUCGGAAGGAGCUCGCUGCGGGUGGUCCUCGCAGGCGGCGUAUUUGACAUAAUCCACCCGGGGCACAUACACACAUUGAGGGCGGCAAGAAACCUCGGCGACGUGCUCGUGGUGGUGGUGGCCACAUCAGGCACCGCCAAGAAGAUGAAGAAGCGGAUGCCCCUGCACAGCCAGGACCAGAGAAGGGACCUGGUGGGGGCGCUCUCGACUGUGGACCUGUGCCUGGUGGGAGAGGAGGGCGACAUCUUUCGGACGGUGGAACGCGUAAGGCCCGAGGUCAUCGCCCUGGGGUAUGACCAGAUCCACCAGGAAAAGUUCAUCACCGACGGGUGCCGGAGGAUCGGCCUUGACGUCAAGGUCGCAAGGCUGCAGUCGCCGGUGCCGGAGAUCUCAAGCUCCAGGAUAGAGCAGGAGUACGGCGACUCGAUACACGGCAUCUGA
Geodia barretti is the source of this 582-nucleotide messenger RNA. The record is from the annotation of a GenBank genome assembly. NCBI's taxonomy places the organism in Eukaryota, Metazoa, Porifera, Demospongiae, Tetractinellida, Geodiidae.